Molecule: messenger RNA, 525 nt
Organism: Talaromyces stipitatus ATCC 10500
Lineage: Eukaryota; Fungi; Ascomycota; Eurotiomycetes; Eurotiales; Trichocomaceae
Exons: 2
Coding region: 1-525 (174 amino acids)
Source: RefSeq, a predicted model, not a curated record
AUGAAGGUCAACUACAACAUCAUCCUAGCCUUGGGCUUAGGCGCUCUGGCAAACGCCCGGGCAGGGUUUCUCGAUGCGUAUCCUCGAGGAUUGAACGACACAGCUACCAUUUCCACGGCUACAAAGCCGUUGAUUACGAGCUCUUCCGCUGGACUGUCGACAGUCACUGCUCCAUGCAUGCCUUGUGAAAGUGCGGUCGAAAAUGUGACUCCUCCUCCAAAUGUCGUCCCUCCUCUAAACACUGCGCCUGCGCAUCCUGCCUUUACGGUAGGCCCUCCACCACCGGGUGCUGCAAGCCCAGCACCCCCACUCCCUUCUGCCCCUAUUGCUCCAGGUCCCCCUGCAGGAUCUUCUCCCGUUGCUGGCCCAGCUCCAGGUCCCCCUGCAGGAUCUUCUCCCGUUGCUGGCCCAGCUCCAAGUGGUCCGGCACGACCACCGUUUUUCACCGGUGCUGCAUCAGCUGUUGCCGUGAAUUCCGGAAGUACCGUAGUGGCUGCUCUCUUAGCUGCGCUUGCUAUCUUCUAG